AUGAAAUCUCGCCGGAAGGGCCGCCGCCCCAGAUCCAAAGAGCCACGCUCACCCAUCUCCAAAGAGACGAGCAGCUCGCGCGAAGCCGGCCGCUCCAGCCACCGCAACGAGCACCACUCCGAGGCCCCAUCCCAGACCGACCCCCUCCAAGCACCCCAACACCAUGAUCCAGAUCUGGCCGCUCCAAAGAGGAAGCAGCCCAUCGGGCGGGGCAGCCAGCAACGGCCAGGCCUGCUCCCCAGGCCGGCCGGCAGCAAGAGGCACGGCCCCAGCCCGCGGGGAAACCACCAGGAUGCGGCGAUCUCCACACAGCCUCGCGCCGCCGAGGACGAGGUGGGCGAGCAGGGAGGGGGGCCAACGCGGGGAUGGACGGAGGAGGAGGUGGAAGGGGUCCCGCCGCCGCCGCGGGCCGGCCGGAGGCCGCUGGCGACGGCGGCGAGGGGAGGCAGACGAGGGUGGCGGCGCUCGGGGGAAAACCUAAUCGCCCCCGAGUCGCCUGCGGGAGACGACGCGGGGGUCAUCAUUCAGCCGAUGCCAGAAGGGAUGGAUUUUGUCCGUUCAGAUUCACGCAUCCCCGUUCUGCUGCACCACUGCCUUCACUGGAUCUAUGACCACAACAGGCUAGUUGUUUUUGACACAGUGGUCGAAUCAUUCAGGUGGAUGCGCUCUCCGAUUGGUGUCCAUCGCUGUCGCACUUCUCAUUUGCAUGAGAUGCAAGGUAUGCUUGCCAUCACUGGAGGAAGGGAAUUGCUGAAAACCUGGGCGCUGACAGACUAUGGGAGAGAGGUUUGGUCAUUCGUGCGUCAGAUUUUUCUCCCAAAGGUAAAAUGGGGGAUUUCAAGAUAUACGGUUGUGUCCGGAAAGGCAAACACAGAAUUAUUAUGUUCCACCUUUGAGCGCAUGUUUCACUACUCUAACAACAAGGGGAAAUGGCUGGAGGAAUUCCAGCAGGAACCCUGUCGUUCACGGAUUUUUAGCAAUCAUUUGUUCAAAGAAAGCCUCAUCAGCCAUUCAUUUUUUCCAAUGCAAAGCCUUGGGGGAAAACCAUAUUUUCUGCGAGGACUAGGUACACUGCUGAUGCUGGAUGAUCUAGUUUCCUGUUCUGUCUAUUUGGUACCCUGUGUACAGUACAUACGUAGCAAAAUUGAACAAAUUGCAUGUUCAUAG
This is a messenger RNA of Triticum turgidum subsp. durum (durum wheat), 1167 nucleotides long. NCBI's taxonomy places the organism in Eukaryota, Viridiplantae, Streptophyta, Magnoliopsida, Poales, Poaceae. The record is from the annotation of a GenBank genome assembly.